AUGAUCGUGCAGCAGGAGGACGAGGAAAAGGAGGAGGAGGAGGAGGAGGAAAUGGAAGAGGAGGAAGACGACGACGACGACGAGGAAGAGGAGGACGAGGACGAGGAGGAGGAGGAGGAGGAGGAGGAGAGCAUGCAUCCGGGAAUCACGGUCUCCAAGCCAACGCGGCUCCCCGCCCUCGCGGCUCUGAAAUGGGUGAUACGGGCGAGUGUGCGGUGUGUACGCACGGGCCGCUGGGCCCUGUUGUGGGAAAGCGCGGAGGACACCACUUUCUACACCGAGGAACCGGACGAGAACUGGCGAGCCUCCCUCCCUCAAGGGAGCCUGAGUGUCCUCUCAAGCUGGCAUCCUGUCUACACGACUCAUGCCUCCCUCCUCAAUGUCGAGGCGGGGGUGACUUUUUACGUCAAGCCGAAGGGCGAGGGAGAGGAACGGGAGAGGGAAUGGGCGAUCGCCACGGUGGAAAAGGAGAGCUGCGAGGAUCAUACAGUCUCCUUUGUUGGCCUCAGCUUCAAAGCCCCCGACGUGUAUUUCUUGGGGCAGUUCGUUCGGAGUUUGUUGGAUUGA
This is a messenger RNA of Nannochloropsis gaditana CCMP526, 567 nucleotides long. RefSeq lists its product as uncharacterized. Bases 1 to 567 code for a protein of 188 amino acids. The transcript has 2 exons. The record is from RefSeq and is a predicted model, not a curated record.